Messenger RNA from Helianthus annuus (common sunflower), 1874 nucleotides. RefSeq names its product E3 ubiquitin-protein ligase At1g63170. The transcript is spliced from 5 exons. Bases 253 to 1503 code for a protein of 416 amino acids. The record is from RefSeq and is a predicted model, not a curated record. Gene Ontology annotation, molecular function: zinc ion binding. NCBI's taxonomy places the organism in Eukaryota, Viridiplantae, Streptophyta, Magnoliopsida, Asterales, Asteraceae.
GGGUCGGGUUUGUGAACAAACAGGGAUAAAACAAAAGCUGUGUGUUGUUUCUUUCUUGUUAAAAAGGGGAAUUUAACCGCAAAAUUAACCCUUUAUUCAUUUUUCAACCAAAAAUCCCUUAAUCGCAACUGGGACGAAAGCAGUAAUCUAUAUAUUAUGAUGCGUAGGGAUCCUAAGGGGGACUGAACUUUGAAACAUUGUAUUUUUACAGCAUCAUUUCCAAUCGUUUUUUUCGAUUAUUGGAAAAUUAGGAUGGAUGUAACCACUGAAGAGCAAAAUAACAUAGACCAUGCAACUGAUAGUUACCCGUUGCUGGUGGAAGCUCGAGAAAACCAUGGAAACGAGCACGUAAUUGAUUUGGAAACGGUAGGUGAUGAUGACACGUCAUCAUCAAAUGGAUCCAAUAAUUCUCUUAACGGGCUGGCUCGUAGCCCGCGAGACUCUGCUUCUCAGUUGGUCCGGGCUCCGUCGAGCGGGUCAAGUUCACUUGGGAGGAGAGGGGACGGGCUGGGCCGUCGUAGGUGGAGCCCGUUUGAUACUUUGUUAUGGAUUUCAAUCGAGCUGGGCUUCACGUUGGGUCAGAUUAUUGCAUCUGUUGUCGUUUUGUAUUUAUCAAGAAAUGAAAACCCGCAGACUCCUUUGUUUGCUUGGAUUGUCGGUUACGCGGCUGGGUGUGUUGCAAGUCUGCCGUUUUUGUACUGGCGUUAUCUUCAUAGAAACCAGGCUACUGAAAACGGGUCAAAUCAGGCCCGACAACCACCUUCCGAGGCUAACCAACCCGAACCGAAUUCUUACAUAACAAUCUCGUUUGCUCGAUCUUCAGAAGAGGAAAAUCGGCCUGCCACAUCACCCGACACUUGGAAUGGUCUAAAUGUGGGUUCGAAUGCCAGGCUUACGAUGCUUGUGGACCAUUUUAAAAUGGCGUUGGAUUGCUUUUCCGCUGUAUGGUUCGUAGUUGGUAAUGUUUGGAUAUUUGGAGGCCAUUCAACGUCUGCUGAGGCUCCUAAUUUGUACAGGCUAUGUAUCGUAUUUCUUACCUUCAGCUGUAUCGGGUACGCAAUGCCUUUCAUUUUAUGUGGAAUGAUAUGCUGUUGUCUGCCUUGUAUCAUUUCGAUUCUCGGUGUUCACGAGGACAUGAAUCAAAUGAAAGGAGCGAGUGAUGAUUCUAUUAAUGCUUUACCAACACAUAAGUUCAAAUCAAAGAAAAAUGGAAAUUUCGAGACUAAAGAUAAUAACGAUUUGGUUGUUGAUGAAGGCGGGAUUUUAGCCGCAGGGACAGAUAAAGAGCGUGCUAUCUCUGGGGAAGACGCUGUUUGUUGCAUAUGCCUAGCAAAAUACGCGGAUAAUGAUCUAUUGAGGGAGCUUCCUUGCACGCAUUUCUUUCACAUAGAGUGUGUAGAUAAAUGGUUGAAGAUCAAUGCAUCGUGUCCGUUAUGUAAGUUUGAAAUUAAGGGCAGUAACGACAUUUCAUCUACACAAGACUCCAUUCAGCAACAAGCAUGAAACUUCAUCACCAAUAGGUAAAUUAAAACUUGAGCAUCGUAGAAUCGGAAGACGAAGAUUCUGUCAAGUUGAUUAUGAGUUUCUUGUCCCUUUUUCUUUACCAUGUGAGAAGUUACGGGUUGUAUAGAAGAAUCAAAUGAAAUGGAAUCGAUCGAAUCAAAUGUGUUGUUAAUAGCGUUUGUCUAAUAAACAUACAGUUUUCGUACUUACUGUGUACAUACAGUUUCUUUUCUUGGCGAAAGAGAGCUAUGAUUUAAACAAUAUAAAUGUAAAAAACCGCGAUGCGUAUAUAUGCAUUUCUGAUGCUCUUGUGUACUUGUUUAGUUGUUUAUCUAUGAUGGUAGCCUAAGGCUUUUUGGUUUGUGUUCAAA